AUGACCACUCAGUCUUUUCUGAACUUUCCAGGCAGUCUUUCACAUCAGUUGGAUCAGAUCGACGCACGCGAAACCCCUAACCAGUACAACUUCAUACCCCCAUCUACUAUGGACGGGUACGAUUCUUCGUCCUUGGACUCAUCAAGCAUUUCGAGUGGGAUAUCUUCACGCAGCUCUUUUUUCUCCAGAAACAGCAGCCGCCAAUCACUAGACUCCAAGAAUAGCGCAUAUAUGCACCUCGAGAGCCAACUAGAGGAGUCCAAACAGCAUAUACAUUUGCUCGAACAGCGGAACCAGCAGCUUGCACGGGAUAGAGAUCUUCUUUCAGCACAAGUAGCAGCAUUACAGAGUUCAUUUAUCACGCUGACCAACUCACUUGGACGAAAUGGGCACAUCGUCAAUACUGUUACCACAAGCAGUGCCAAUGAAGCAGACAAGGAUCUCAGUCCUGACGAGUACGAAGACGUCAAAUUUUGGACUCGCUCCAAGUGGACAUUGCAUGUUCAAGCCGAGAAGGCUGUUGCGAAGCUAGGGUCCAGUGCUGCAAGCACACAACGUGGAUCAACAAGGCUUGCAAAAGGCGAAAAUGUCGCAUGUCAAUUCAUUGAAGAUGCUGCUGGUGUGCCUGUGGAUGGACACAGAGCAAAGGCUGCACGUAGCGUGUUUUCUGCAUACCUCCAUCAGUUGAAUCAAGCAGGUGUGAAACUGCCUACCAGUUGGUCUCAAGUCCCUCUCGACCUCAAGGAGGGUUUCUACCAUGCGAUAAGGACAAAUUACAUCGAGUUCAGAUACUGCGCUGACAACUGGAAAGCCGAGCAUCUUGCAACGCAGAACUACUCACAAUGGUACAAAUACCACAUCGGAGGCACAGAAUCAUCAUCAUCACACGUCAAGAAGCCAAAAAACGAAGUGGCGGCACCAGAAGAUUCAGACCUCGAGUACAUGGACAUCGAUAACCCCCCCAGUGUCACCUCUAACCAAUCUCCGGUUGUCAUUACCUCUCCUACUCAUGACACUCUCGAUGACUUCAUAGAUCCAGCGCUAAAGGCUCUCGGUGCUCCCUCCAACCCCGAUACUGACACGCCCGCCACCGUGAGUGCACUCGCUGAGUGCUCUGAACCCUCCUCGUCUUGCACGAGCAAGGAGAAGACCAGUCUUGUGGUUCCAGAGGUGAAAAAUCCGCUUCUGGUCGCUGGUGUAUCGGGAACGUUCCGACUCGGAGGGCCUACAUACACAAGCGCAACACUGGCAUCAAGCUCAUCAAGUUCCUCGUCUAUUCCUGCGACCACGACCAUGAUUCCCCCAACAACGACCGCGAUUCCUGCAACAACAACGAUGAUUCCUGCGACAACCACAACAAUUCCUGCAAUGACGACGACGAUUCCUGCGACAACGACAAUGAUUACUGCAACCACUGUGAACACGAUUCCUGCUCUCACCACCACUAAACCCAAGCCCAAACCAAAACCUCGUCCAGUCAAAGCUCCCACAGCGCCGAAAGAGCCGAACGCGCCAAGCAAAGCCAAGGCGAUGCGUAUCCAGAAGACCAUAAAUGCACGCUGCGUGGAAAGCCGCCAGAAAUCUGCUGGGCACAGCGAAGUAAUUCAAAGGAUACUGGGAGCAACUUCCCGCUGCAGAGAAAGCACGCAAGCUCAAACAUUGCUGGCUACGAACACAUUGGCGCCAGUCGCUACUACUGGCAGCGGGCCUCGAGGCAACACCGUGACUGAGGAGGAGUUCGCUGGAUCCGACGGAGACGAGUAG
Molecule: messenger RNA, 1764 nt
Organism: Suillus clintonianus
Lineage: Eukaryota; Fungi; Basidiomycota; Agaricomycetes; Boletales; Suillaceae
Exons: 7
Coding region: 1-1764 (587 amino acids)
Source: RefSeq, a predicted model, not a curated record